Molecule: messenger RNA, 1075 nt
Organism: Linum trigynum
Lineage: Eukaryota; Viridiplantae; Streptophyta; Magnoliopsida; Malpighiales; Linaceae
Source: the annotation of a GenBank genome assembly
CAGCACCCCAACCGAAUUCGAACCGAGCUAUAAUUCGGUUCGGUUCAACCGAACCGAAGUAUAUCUCGGUUCGGUUCGGUUUGACUGCCCAAAACCGAAAUGAUCACCUGCUGCCUUAUCUCAAACGAGCCCCACUUUAAUCCCUCACCCCAAUCUCUUUCUACUCUCUCCUCCAUCAAUUAAUCCCUCACCCCUGCAUGCUCUCCCAUAUCACCCUCUUCAAUCCAUCCAUCUCUCUCUCUGCUAAAACAACAGGCCAUCAAUCCACCCUUACCAAGCACUCCGCCGCCUAGAGCACUCCGCCGCGCAGAUCGCAAUGAGCUCCCUCCGUCACCGGGCUCGCCUUCUCCCCAGAUCAGGAGCACUAAGUUCGCCGCUCGCCCAUUUUGAUGAAGAGGAAGCAGUGGCAAAGAGAAGACAGAGUCAUGGGAGAGCAUGCAGGGGCUCCACCACCGCUAAUUCUGUCGUCUCUGUUGCCGAUCCCGUCGCGGCACCACCUCUCCUUGUCGAUUGCGCCGCCGCCGAGAUGCCACACCAGAGUUCGUUUUUCACGAUGAAGAAGGAGCUGGGUAGUGGGUACACCGUUUGAGGUUUCGAGUGAUCGAGAGAGAGUGAGAGACGGUCGGUGGUGGUGAGUGGUGAUUGUGGUGAGCGGCGGACGAGAGGGAGAGACAAAGGGAGAGAUAGAUCAUAGAUGGAAUUAGGAUUAGGUUUUUUUAUCUCGGUUGCUGGGCUUGGCCCUCAGCUGGGCUUCUUUAAUUUGUUGGGCCUGGCAGGAUGUGGUAGUUGGGUAUGCAAUUUCGGUUUAUCGGUUCGGAACUCGGAAUUUCGGGUUCGGUUGGCAUACUCUGUAUUCCGAAUUAAGAGUAUUUCCUUUCCGAUUUCCGAUCCGAACAGUGAGAAUUUCGGUUUCGGUCGGUUUGACUUCGGUUUGGUUCGGUAAAACCGAACCGGAUGCCCACCCCUACUGCUUUCUGCUAAAAUCAUAGUUCAUGUCGUUAAAAUCAAGAUUGACACUUUGUUCCAAUCCGAUCCUCAGCUAUUGGCAAAAAAAUUAUAAAUUGUUAAAUCACAC